Bombus pascuorum is the source of this 3352-nucleotide messenger RNA. RefSeq names its product DNA ligase 1 (gene DNAlig1). The transcript has 16 exons. Gene Ontology annotation, cellular component: nucleus; mitochondrion. The coding region runs from base 383 to 3169 and encodes 928 amino acids. The record is from RefSeq and is a predicted model, not a curated record. Gene Ontology annotation, molecular function: DNA ligase (ATP) activity; ATP binding; DNA binding. Lineage: Eukaryota; Metazoa; Arthropoda; Insecta; Hymenoptera; Apidae. Gene Ontology annotation, biological process: Okazaki fragment processing involved in mitotic DNA replication; DNA recombination; DNA repair.
AAGUCAAAGUCUCGUUUCGUUGGACAUAAGUACGGCUACAUCAAUGAGUGUCAUUACUUGACGUUUUAAUUUAAGACCUCAAAAUAUCAGUUCUACUGACUGUACAAAUGAAUAUGUAGCAACCAAGUACUGAAUAUAUAUAAAUUUUAUCUCAGAAAUUUUACUCGACGAAUCUUGGAACUUGAUUUUCUCGAAAACAAAAUUUAAAACGAAAAGACCACGUUAUUUUUUUUCGAUUUAUUUUUGCAUAUAAAAUACCUUUCUGGUCAGUUGUGCCACUCGUUUUCAGGCUCUAUACAAAUUUUAAUAAAUAUACCAUGACCCUAGAGCCACGAAAUAUGCGCGGGAACAGUACAGCAAGAUAACCAUAAAAAGCCUUAGAAUGGCACAACGUAGUAUAACGUUAUUUUUUUCGAAAGCAAGUACGAAAGAUAAGACUGAGCCUAAUAAUGCAAGCAAAAUUGUAAAGAAUGGAGACCAAAGCACUUCGGGAAACCCUAAACGGAAAAGAGACGAUAGUGGAAAUAGCAGUGAAACUGUCAGUCCACCUAUUGGAAAUUCAAGGAAGAAAUCAGUCUCAAAAUCUCCUUCACCACUGAAGAAAAUAAAUGGAACACCAAAAAUUAAGCUAUCAUCAACAGCAAUAACUAAGGAAAAGGAAAAUAGAAAAAGUAAAACUCCACUUACUGCUACUAAAAAGAAAAGAAAAGCCAAUGAAGUAAAAAGUACCCCUAAGAAGAGCGAUGCAAAGAAGAAAUUGAAAGAUGUGUCAAGUGAUGAGGACCAGAAAGAAAAUGAGUUGACUGUAGAAAAGAAAACAGAAACAAGUGAUAAAUUUGAAUCUUCAAAGUCUUCGCCUAAGGAAUCUAAAACUAAAAAGAAUGUUAAAAAUAGUGAAAAGAAAGCUACUAAAAAAAGGUUAAGGAUAAUAGCACCUGUCGAUUCCAGUGACGAAGAAGAACAUAAUCUAUUGCCAGAGAGUCCCAAAAAAGCAAAUCUUGAUGUGGAGGAAAAUAAGCCAGUUAACGAAGAAGAAAAUUCUGAUGAGGAUGUUCUAGAUAAUCAAAAGGGCAGCGAAGAAGAAGAAAUGAAAAAAGAAGACAAUGUAGAGAAGCCUGUGAAAAAGAUACAUAAUUUUUUUGCUCCAAAAGGGAAAGAAAGUACAAAUAAUACUGAUAAAGAUAAAAAAAAGUCCUCCAGUCACUCUUAUAAACCUAGUGCCUCGAAAUAUGACCCAAUAAAUGAUGCAUUUUGGAAACAGGGAGAAAAGGUACCAUAUAUUGCAUUGACACGUACAUUGGAAUUGAUCGAAGAUACAAGUGCUCGAUUAAAAAUAAUAGAAAUUUUAUCAAAUUAUUUCCGAUCUGUAAUAGUUUUAAGUCCAGAUGACUUACUUCCAAGCAUAUAUUUAUGUCUCAAUCAAUUAGCACCUGCUUAUGAAGGGAUUGAAUUAGGGGUGGCAGAAACAAAUUUGAUGAAAGCUAUAGCACAAUGUACUGGUAGAACAUUAGCUCAAAUUAAAGCAGAUGUCCAAACAGUUGGGGAUUUGGGCAUCGUGGCAGAAGGAAGUCGUUCCAAUCAAAGAACUAUGUUUCAACCUGCUCCACUGACAGUAUCGAAUGUAUAUACUAGGCUGAAAGAGAUCGCACAAAUGACUGGUUCUGCGUCUUUAACUAAAAAAUUGGAUAAAAUUCAAUCGCUUUUUGUAGCGUGUCGUUUUACCGAAGCCAGAUAUCUGAUUCGGUCCCUAGCUGGCAAACUUCGAAUUGGUCUAGCAGAGCAAUCUGUGUUACAAGCUUUGGCACUAGCAUGUACUAUGACACCACCAAUACAAAGUUAUCCACCAGAAGUUUUAGACGUAAGUAAGAAAAUGUCAAACGAUGCCUUUAAACAAAAGUACGACGAAACUGCGCUUACUCUUAAAACAACAUAUUGUGAAUGUCCAAAUUAUGACAAAAUAAUUCCUGUUCUACUAAAAGAGGGAAUUGAAGAAUUACCAAAUAAAUGUAAAAUUACACCUGGCAUACCUAUGAAGCCAAUGUUAGCACAUCCUACUAAAGGUGUGCAAGAAGUAUUAACGCGUUUCGAUGGAUUGAAAUUUACUUGUGAAUGGAAGUACGAUGGAGAAAGAGCACAGAUUCAUUUAGCAGAGGAUGGUAAAAUUAGUAUUUACAGUAGGAAUCAAGAAAAUAAUACCAGCAAAUAUCCUGAUAUUAUAGGAAGAUUUAAAAAUACCCAAGGUGAAGAAGUUAAAAGUUGUAUCCUUGAUUGUGAAGCAGUAGCCUGGGAUAACGAGAAUAAACAAAUCCUACCUUUCCAAAUACUCAGUACAAGAAAACGCAAGGAUGCGAAUGAAGCAGAUAUUAAAGUUCAAGUAUGUGUGUUCAUGUUUGAUUUAUUGUAUUUGAAUGGAGAACCACUGGUACAACAACCUUUCAUAAAACGUCGUGAAUUAUUGAAAAAGAAUUUCAAAGAAGUAACUGGAGAAUGGAAAUUUGCAACUAGUUUAGAUACUUCGACUAUGGAACAAGUGCAAGAUUUCUUAGAUGAAUCAGUCAAAGGCAAUUGCGAGGGCCUUAUGGUGAAGACCUUAAAACAGGAUGCAACAUAUGAGAUUGCUAAGCGUUCUCGGAAUUGGUUAAAAUUGAAGAAAGAUUAUUUAGAAGGUGUGGGUGAUACAUUAGACGUGGUUGUCAUUGGUGGCUAUAUAGGGAAAGGAAAAAGGACAGGAACCUAUGGAGGAUUUCUUUUAGCUUGUUAUGAUCAAGAGAAUGAGGAAUAUCAAAGUAUUUGUAAAAUUGGUACUGGAUUCAGCGAAGAAGACCUUCAAAAGCACACAGAGUUCUUCAAAGAACAUAUAAUACCACAAACUAAGUCCUACUAUCGUUAUGACUCGUCUCUCGAACCUGAUCAUUGGUUCGAACCAGUUCAAGUGUGGGAAAUUAAAUGUGCAGAUCUUUCUUUGUCACCUGUUCAUAAGGCAGCUGUUGGUAUUAUUGAUCCAGAGAAAGGAAUAUCUUUGCGAUUUCCACGUUUUGUCCGCAUUCGCGAUGAUAAAAACAAUGAGGAUGCUACAUCAGCGCAACAAGUUGCAAAUAUGUAUAAUAGUCAAGAGCAGAUAAAAAAUCAGACAUCUUCAACAAAAGUAGCUGAAGAAGACUUUUAUUGAAUCUAACGUUUCACUAAAUUUGCGUUAUACGGAUAAUACAUGUCUUAAUUUUUAUAAAGUGGAUUGUUUUAUAAUGUAUCAACAAUUGAAAUAUUUUGUAUGUAGAUGAUUAUUGUCUCAAUAUAUGUACUUUAUUUACAAAUAUUACAAAAAAUUGUUUUGAAUUUAUAGAUUACUAUUUAA